Messenger RNA from Poecilia reticulata (guppy), 1294 nucleotides. The record is from RefSeq and is a predicted model, not a curated record. NCBI's taxonomy places the organism in Eukaryota, Metazoa, Chordata, Actinopteri, Cyprinodontiformes, Poeciliidae.
CAGUCUUUAUGGAGUAGCUGGUCUGUUUUGGGUCCCAACCAUCGAUUCUUCUUCGCCGGCGACACAGGCUACUGUCCGUCCUUCCAGGAGAUCGGACGCCGCUUUGGGCCAUUCGACCUCGCAGCAAUCCCAAUUGGAGCGUACCUGCCCAGGGAUGUGAUGAAGGGACAGCAUGUGGAUCCAGAAGAGGCUGUUCAGAUUCAUCAGGACCUUCAGGCCAAACAGUCUGUAGCCGUACACUGGGGGACCUUCGCUCUCGCCUAUGAGUACUACCUGGAGCCGCCGGUCCGUCUCAGAGAGGCCCUGGAGCCAGAAUCCUUCUUCACUUUGCAUCACGGGGAGUCUCGGCACAUCGCCACACAAGACAGAGACGUCUUCGACUGAUGACUGCAAAAACAAACAUUUCAUUAAAAGACUGAAGAUUUGAGCUCAGACUAAAUAAAAAUGAAUGUUUUAUGGUGCAUACAUGAACUGUUUGGCAUCUCACAGCUGCAGGAGUUGUAAAUACAACAGUUUGUACAAGGAUCACACUUUGAUCUAAGGUGAUUCACCUUCAGUCAUAUAUUAUUGCAGAGAUGACAGGAAGAGAUGACUUACAUGCCGAUUCUCAGAGUUGAGGCUUCAGGGGGUUUUGCUCUCUGCCUCAGAACCCUUUGAAUCCUGAGGAGGAAAAACAAAGCGAGGUCAGAGCAGAAAAGGCUUCACAGGACAGGAUUUAAAGUUAAAACCCAUCCCUUCUCUAAGAAGCUAAGUUUUUCAGAUUGUGUUGGUUUAAAACUCUAGCUUCAUCUUGCAACUUUAGACUCCUACAUGAAGAGUGUUAUUCUUUGAGAUGAGUGCUGCCAUAUAGGAGUUUGGUUUUGUUUUCUGAAUGUGCUACAGCCAAUCCAGAACUGCUACCUGUGAUGUUUACUUUCAACUACAAUGUCUUGAUAGAGUUUUUGUGAAAAACAUGCUGAUGUUGAGCUGGAAUCAACUGCAAAGUGCUUUUGUUGCAGCUUCAGCUAUUUUUUCUUUUUUUGUGUGCUGUGAAAACAUCAAAGCUGCAUAUCUUCUCAACAGUUUUUCUCCAAAUUUCAAAGAAUUUCGGUUGUAUUUUCUUUUACGGAGCAAAAACAAUAGUUUUGGCAUUGCUGUGACAGAGACUUUACCGUCUCUUACCCUGAAUGUAAAACAGUAAUAGCACAACGUUGAACCCACUUACUGCAGUAACAUGUGAGCCUGAACAGCCAGUUGUGCUUUACACUUUAUCACUUUCUGUAAACGUCACAUUAAAUACACUAUUCAAGUUAAA